AUGGCGGCGGCAGCCGAGGCAGCAGCGGGAGGCGGCCCGGGGUCCCAGCCUGCUGCCCAGCGGAGGCUGCGCAUCCUCUCUGGCCACCUGCAGGGCUCGCCGGCGAGCCGGGCGCCCGAGGCUGAGCGGCUCCUCUCCCCGAGCCAGUGCAGGGCGGGGGGCGCAGCUGAGCGGCCGGUCGCGUCCACCAUCCCUAAGAAACGGCAAGAAAUUCUGAAGUGGAAUGGAUGGGGAUAUAAUGACUCCAAAUUUAUAUUUAAUAAGAAGGGACAAGCAGAAUUCACAGGGAAAAGGUAUAGGUUGAGUGGUAUGGUGUUACCUGUUUUGAAGGAAUGGAUGGAAAAAACCCUAGGAGCAAGUCUGGAGCACAAAAUUACCUCUAGAGCUUUCUUAAAUACUAGUGAUGUACCCCCAUCUAUUGUAAAUGAAGAAUUUCUUCAGGAUCUUAGAGCCACUAAAAUUUCAUAUUCACAGGAAGCAGAAGAUAGGGUGUUCAGAGCUCAUGGUCACUGCCUACACGAGAUAUUUAUGCUAAGGGAAGGAAUGUUUAAACGAAUUCCCGAUAUAGUUAUAUGGCCAGGUUGCCAUGAUGACGUAGUUAAAAUUGUGGAACUAGCCUGCAAACAUAAUCUUUGCAUAAUACCAUUUGGUGGAGGAACAAGUGUUUCUAGUGCUCUUGAAUGUCCUGCAGAUGAGAGAAGAACUAUUGUUUCAUUGGAUACAUCACAAAUGAAUCGAAUUCUCUGGAUAGAUGAGAAAAACUUAACUGCUCAUAUAGAGGCUGGCAUUAUUGGACAAGAUUUGGAAAGACAGCUUGGUGAGAGUGGUUACUGUACAGGCCAUGAACCAGAUUCUAUGGAAUUCAGCUCCCUUGGAGGAUGGGUGGCCACACGCGCAUCAGGCAUGAAAAAGAACAUCUAUGGAAACAUUGAAGAUUUGGUGGUUCAUAUAAAAAUGGUAACCCCAAGAGGAGUAAUAGAAAAAAGCUGUCAAGUACCUCGCAUGUCAACAGGACCUGACAUCCAUCAUUUCAUUAUGGGAUCUGAAGGAACCCUUGGAGUGGUUACAGAAGUUACAAUAAAAAUUCGACCAAUCCCUGAAUACCAGAAGUAUGGCUCUGUAGUAUUUCCUAACUUUGAACGAGGAGUGGCCUGUUUAAGAGAAAUAGCAAAGCAGAGGUGUGCUCCUGCAUCAAUUCGCCUUGUGGACAAUGCACAAUUUCAGUUUGGGCAUGCUCUUAAACCACAGGUUGCUUCAAUUUUUACAUCAUUUUUGGAUGGGCUGAAAAAAUUCUACAUCACAAAGUUUAAAGGAUUUGAUCCCAACGAACUGUGUGUAGCUACAUUACUCUUUGAGGGUGACAGAGAGAAGGUUCUUCAGCAUGAAAAGCAAGUUUAUGAUAUCGCUGCCAAAUUUGGUGGUCUGGCAGCUGGAGAAGAUAAUGGACAGAGAGGUUACAUGCUGACAUUUGUCAUCGCUUACCUUCGGGACCUGGGCCUGGAUUACUAUGUAAUAGGAGAAUCAUUUGAGACUUCUGUUCCCUGGGAUAGGGUUAUAGACCUCUGCAGGAAUGUAAAGGAAAGAAUAGUGAGAGAAUGCAAAGAAAAAGGUGUCCAGUUUGCUCCGUUUUCCACCUGCAGGGUGACACAGACUUACGACGCAGGUGCAUGUGUCUAUUUCUAUUUUGCCUUUAACUACAGGGGAAUUAGUGACCCUAUUCAUGUCUAUGAACAAAUUGAGACAGCUGCUAGAGAGGAAAUCCUCGCCAAUGGAGGAAGUCUGUCACAUCACCAUGGAGUUGGCAAGUUGCGGAAGCAGUGGAUGAAGGAGAGUAUCUCUGAUGUUGGCUUGGGGAUGCUUAAGUCUGUCAAAGAAUAUGUGGACCCCAAUAACAUCUUUGGAAACAGGAACCUUUUAUAAAACCCUUACUAUCUGAAAAUUUCAAAAUUACGAUUUUUAGCCUCAUUGUACUGUUAUCCCAGUAAUCAAAUAUAACAUGGACUGAACUUUAAAAGCUAAUAUCUUUCUUAUAUUGGUUUUCCUCCAAUAAAAUGUAAACAUUCACUAUUAACAUUCACAGAUUUACUGACUGUACUCCUAAACCUCUCUUAACACACAACCUGGCAGAGGCACAUGAAGGUAUAUACCUGCUUGCAAAUGCAGAUAUAGCAUUCCAAGUUUGGUUAGGCAGUACAGCCAAUGAUUUCCAUGCUGGAUGAAACCAGCUGUUUUUUAUUAAAGCAUCCCCUGCAAGAAGAACAAAGACUGACAUUCGUGUUGUCUACAUAAACAGCUGCUCACUCAGUCUCUUGCUAGAGGAAAAUUGCUGGGAAGCACAUGAGAGGUGGAUUUCACUAAGGGAAUACUUCUGUGUGCUGAAGGGUUAAGCAAGUAGCAGUAUAAAUGUAGGCUUUCUGUUUAAAAGAUUCAACAUGGUUCUGUAGGAUGUUUGGCUUGUCAGUCUCCCUUUCAGCAUUAUUGAAAAUUUAAAAUCUUUGAAAAGAAUACUUAACUAAAGUGUAGCCUGAGUUGUAUUUGCAUUGCUGGGAUAAUCUUCUUUAAUAUGCUAGUCAGUCAUUAUAAGUUUUGUACAGAACAGCAGACGUUUCUCAUUGUAUAUUAACAAG
This is a messenger RNA of Emys orbicularis (European pond turtle), 2627 nucleotides long. RefSeq names its product alkylglycerone phosphate synthase (gene AGPS). Gene Ontology annotation, molecular function: alkylglycerone-phosphate synthase activity; FAD binding. Gene Ontology annotation, cellular component: peroxisome. The record is from RefSeq and is a predicted model, not a curated record. Gene Ontology annotation, biological process: lipid biosynthetic process. NCBI's taxonomy places the organism in Eukaryota, Metazoa, Chordata, Testudines, Emydidae. The coding region runs from base 1 to 1920 and encodes 639 amino acids. The transcript has 20 exons.